GUGCAUAGCAAGUGUUUAUGCUCGCAGAAUGGAGCUUAAAAAAAUGAAGCCACUGAUAGAUACAGAGCCGUCCGCCAAUGGGAAUGUACCCGGUAUUAAGUCGGGAAAGAGACGCAAUCCAUUCAACACACAACGCUUGAAGGAAGAGAAGGAGCGCAGGCAGAAGAAACGAGCUCGUCUCAUCGUGCGCAACAUCAGCUACAAAUCGACAGAUGAAACGCUGCGCGAGCAUUUUGGCCAAUGGGGCACACUGGAGGAUGUGCAAAUCCUAAAGCGCGGAGAUGGCAAGCUUGUGGGAUGCGCCUUUGUGCAAUACGAGACCAUUAACCAGGCGACAAAGGCUAUAGCGCAUGCGAACGGCAAAGAAAUGCUGGGACGUAAGGUGUUUGUCGAUUGGGCCAUUGGCAAGGAUGAAUAUGCAGCCAAGCAUCUGAAGGAUGACGAGCCUGCUGACAAGAAACCCAAGGUGGAGCUCAAGGAGGAGACUGGAGACGAAGAAAAUGGUGUCGGAAGCGCUGACGAAGAUGAAGAUGAGGAGAAGCCUGAAAUGGAAAUUGGCGACGAAGUAGGAAAUGAUUCAGUUGCAGAACACGAUGAUGAUGAUGAGGAGGAAGAGGAAGAUGACGAAGCUGAGGCAGAUGACGGUAGCGAUGACGAUGAAAAGAAGGAUAAAAAGGAGCUGAAGGCGAAACUGGAAAAUCUGAAACAGGAAAAGCACAUUUCCAAUGAUGUGCAACAGGGAUGCACAGUCUUCAUAAAGAACGUUCCCUUCGAUGCGGAGGAUGCGGAUCUGCGGAAGGUGUGCCGUAAGUUCGGUGUGGUGAAUUAUGCGAUCAUCAAUCGGGAAUCAGUUUCCGGCCACUCCAAAGGCACUGCCUUUGUUAAGUUUAAGGCCAAGGAGUCAGCGGAUCUGUGCCUGCAGGCUGGUACCGAGUUUACCCUGCUGAACGAUGUGCUGGAUCCACAUCCAGCACUCAGUCGGGAUGAAAUCAAAACGAAGCAAACCAAAGACUCCAAAGAUGAUGCGGGCAAGGAUUCACGUAAUCUCUAUUUAGCCCGAGAGGGUCUCAUUAUGGCUAAUUCAAAGGCAGCCGACGGCGUGUCCGCCUCCGACAUGGCCAGAAGACAUGAACUGGAGCAGGUGAAAACGCAGGUGCUUAAGAAUCUUAAUCGCUUCGUUUCCCGCAAUCGUCUGUCCAUACACAAUCUGCCCCUAAACUAUGACAACGAGAAGCUCAAGCAGAUGGCAACCAGCUACACGGGCUUUCGUCCGCACGAGUGUCGAGUGAUGCGGGAACAGAAAGUUACUCCAGAGCAUCCGCAGGGCAAGUCGAAAGGAUUUGGUUUCCUCUCCUUCGAUACGCACCAGCGGGCAUUGGCUGCGCUGCGCAAACUGAACAAUAAUCCCACUAUUUUUGGCACACAGCACCGACCGAUUGUUGCCUUCAGCAUUGAGGAUCGCGCCGUGCACCGAAUAAAAGAAAAACGCAACGAGCGUUCCAAGCAAAACAAUCCCACCUACAAGUCCAAGCUGGAGCAGCGCAAGGAACGGCGGGAGCAGCAGCGAAAGGGUCAGAAGCCAACUAAGCCUACAACCAUAGCACCACAAAACGAUAACAAGGUCAAGCUUCAGAAGCACAUAAAAAAACUGGAGGCAUCGCGUGCAGCCAAAGCGGAAGGCAAGAAACAGCAGCAGCAAAUGGCCAGUGAUGUGCAGGGUGACUAUGUGGGCACGGCAGCCAAACCGGGCACCUCGUUGCGCAUGCGUUCCAAGAAAAAGAUCAUGGAGCAGGCGUCGGAGCACAUGAAGCGCGUGAAGACCGAAAAGCGCAAGCAGAAGAACAAAAAGAUACGCGAAACGCAUCUGGCGGAGCGCAAGGCAAACAAUCGACCCAAACAAGGACGCAAAAACGAAAAGGACGAUCUGCGGCCAUUGAUUAAUAAAUACAAGAACAUGAUUAGCGGCAACGAGGGCGGCGGCGGCGUUACUGGCGGGGGCAAAGUGAAGAAACCCAAGCGCACCAAAUGGUUCACUGAUUGAGCUCCUCCACACGCGACUGUUAUGUAUAUUAGCAAUUAGAGAUUUAGUCAGAAAUGUUUUAUAAAUGACUGAGAAACCAGUUUGUAUGUCGUCCACAACCAGCCGGAUAUAUUUCCAUAUCCUGUGUCAGCAAACCUCAGAGUUUAAUCUGAAUUCAAUGUGGAAUUGUGUGUUGAAAGUGAAUAAAUUGCAUCAUAGUCUACUAAUGGAAA
Messenger RNA from Drosophila grimshawi, 2253 nucleotides. RefSeq names its product RNA-binding protein 28. The transcript has 3 exons. Lineage: Eukaryota; Metazoa; Arthropoda; Insecta; Diptera; Drosophilidae. The coding region runs from base 29 to 2041 and encodes 670 amino acids. Gene Ontology annotation, molecular function: RNA binding. The record is from RefSeq and is a predicted model, not a curated record.